Molecule: messenger RNA, 3114 nt
Organism: Lineus longissimus
Lineage: Eukaryota; Metazoa; Nemertea; Pilidiophora; Heteronemertea; Lineidae
Exons: 2
Coding region: 752-2236 (494 amino acids)
Source: RefSeq, a predicted model, not a curated record
UGAGCCCCUGGGGACAAGAGUGUUGGUAGUGUCACCUCGCAUGAGGACACUCUUACUUCAUAUCGUCUCAAGGCCCUGUGGCUAUCAGGUUGUGUUUGUAUACAACUCAGUGUGAUGGGUGUGUGAAAUCUCGCUGGGCUGGAACGCAUACCAAUUUGAUCUGGAAUAUAUCUCACAUUUUAAUGGACACACUUUAAUAACUUUCCAUUUGUUCCAUAUUAGAAAGGACGACAUUCUGUUGGAGGUUUUAGGACCUGGUUGUGUCAAAUUGUACUCAAAUUGAAAUAAAUGCUGAAUUUGGAAAAUUACUUUCAUUUCUGAAGGGCAUCGUCGUUUCAUUUCUGCUGGAGGGACGGAUUGUGUCACUGAAGUUGGAUUCUCUGUCUGUUCAAGCAAUGUCCCAAUGUGUAAUUCAGUGUUCAGUGUUUUGAUUUGCAAAGCACGAUGUACCCUCUUACUUCAUUGAAUUUGGAUUAUUGUUUUAAGGAAACGGUCUAUUGUCAUUCAUAGCCGGAGGGCACUUAUCAGUGUCGGCAAACAGUGAGGAAAUGUACGUCAAAUAUUUUGGUUGGUGCUGUGUAAGUUUCACCGUGAACUGUUGAAAACUCUCUACACAGACAUAAUACAAUAUAUCAUAGUAGGACCGCCUCAUCACACUGCUGAUCAAACCAUGCAUUUCAUCUGUGAUGUUGUUGUGGACUAUACUGAUUGACAUUUAAGACUUGCAGGUGAACGAGACAGAGGCAGCAAAAUGCCUAAUACAAGGACGUUACUGAGACGACAUAGUACGGCUAGGUCUAGCUACCAGCUUGUGCGUGAGGUCGUUCGUCUCCGUGAGCAACUGAACUCUGCGACUGAUGACAACGCCCUACUCGAAGCAAAGAUAGAGAAGCAGAAACUACGAAUGCGCAAUCUAAUUGCUGCGUGCCGCAAGGAGGUGGAGGAUCGUGAAGAGAUCAUCCGACGUCAGCAGAAGCAACAUGAGAAACAAAUUCAAGACAUUAUGGGGAACCUUUACUUCUUCGAGGGACAACUUCGUAAGGAGCAGAAAAGUAUUCUGGCUCUUUUGACAGAGAAGGAACAAACUAUAUUACUCCAGGAACAGAAUAUCAAAAUUUUAACACAGCGAAACGAAAAGUUGAAAGUGACAUUGCGGAAGUUUAAGAAACGUUAUGAUCUCAAUGGUGUCCAGAGGAAUAAGAGCACUAGUAGCGGCGAUACUAGUACUGGUGGUGAGGUUGUGGUGCAUAAACAACGCUCCAAACAAGGAGCGACUGAUGGGGAGGUUGGUAGUAGUAGGCGGUGCUCUAACUCAAAGCAAAGCUUCAAAGACAGGACUUAUAGCGAUUCAUCCUUGUUUGUAGAUGAUAAACUAAUUGGGGCACGCCAUCGAAACUAUUCAGGUACAUUCUUAAGUAGCAAUUCGGAUAUUGGUGAAACUGGUGCAUGUGGUGAGGAGGCUUUGUUUACCGUUGUUAAUGGUGCAUUAAAUGGACAAGCGAUAAACGGGAAAGUCAGAUCGCGGUCGGUAACAGAGCCUUAUGUAAAUCAGAGUGGGAAUUAUGUUGAUAAAGUAGACGGUUAUGUAAAUCCAGCUAGAGAUCAUGGUGAUGCGAGCAGAGAUUAUGCCAAUCAGGGAUUUAAUGAUGAAGAGGCUUCAAAGGUUCAACAAGCACGACGACGGCGUAAAAGUGGCUUGGACUCGAUUCAGAUGCCUCCAAAUGCGACACAAUUACAAGACCAGUACCGCCAUUUUCCCCAUUAUAGCAAUGGUGAUCUCCGCGUUCAACAGGAGUUGAAGGAAAUGCCUUAUAUACUCAGAGCAAAUAGUGCUUCAGAUUUAUCAAAAGGUGCUUGGACAGAAAACAUCGGCAGUGAAAAUUCGCUAAGCGUAAAACAAUCAGAUAAUACGGUGCGUAGCGUCAGCGCUGAAAAUGUGACCGGGUUAGGGAAAAAGGAAGAAUCAGGAAUACAACAUGGAAAGGAAAAUGACGAUUCGGAUUACCAGGACGAAAGCCAUGACAGCGUGGCUGAGUUGAAAACACAGAAACGUUUUCAUCGUCAUAGUUACGCUAUGUAUCCUAUAGUUUCUGUUAAUAGUCAUAAAAACGUUCAGACGCCGCGCGAAAUUAAGAUGCGCGAUAAAUUUCGGACAAGGUCUCUACCAAGUGCUGUGAAUAACGCGUUCAUGAAUCAGUUACGUCAGCAGAACUACCAUCCUCCAGUUAAUAUAUGAUAGUCUGCAACACUCUGCUUGUUUUCUCAGAAAUUUGGAGACACCCUCCGUGAAGCACACUGGUGAAUCGGCUGCUCAACUUGUCGAGAGUCCUGUUGAUUGUAACAGGCCUCCCCACUUAUUCAGCUGGCCUAACCUGGGAAUGGCCUCAGAAAAUUUCAAGGCCUCCUACCGCUCGUUAAGUUGGGAGGCCUGCCCGAUUCCCAAGGUUUGAAAUUGAUUCUCCAGGGUGAUGCAGUACCAUGAGAAUCAGGAUGUGCGAUUGUAACAAUAGCUGGUCAUCUCCUGAUCCAGGUAUUAAUUGAACAUUUUCAUCACAAUCUGCUCGGUAUGAAGACAAGGGGCUGUCUCCAUGGAAACACGACACAAGAAAUAAAGACAUAAAGAUAUGUUCCAUGCCAAACUUUUUAUCAAUGUUGUUUGUACAACAGAUGUCAACCGUUGUCAUAGUUAUUCUGAGAAGAUCCUCUCAAGGUGGGGAUCAACUUGUGUUUGGUCUUUUAGGAUCUCCAUCUUUGUAAUAUGAAUGAAAGGUAGUGCUUUAUUGGACCUGGGUAUCUGAUCUCUUUGGCUUAUAUCAAUCAAAUGGAGAUGUCAGUGGGACAUAACAAAUGUAUUGCAUAUCUUUCAAGCUUUAAUUGAUAGGACGGCUGACCACUUAUCAUUACACGAGUUGUAUUCUGCUCCUAACCAGUUUUACAGUGAAUCGUUUUCCUGUGCUGUGAUUGUGUCUACUGUCUUCAUAACCAAGUGUAUGGAUGUUCAAAUAAUAGACAAGACCUGAUUGUGAUCAAGCCAUCAGCAUUGUAAAUACGCAAUGUAGAAUGUUCAUAGAAAUUGGUUGUUUUGUAAAUAAUUGGGAUAAUUAUUAUUGAAAA